Molecule: messenger RNA, 3729 nt
Organism: Cyprinodon variegatus (sheepshead minnow)
Lineage: Eukaryota; Metazoa; Chordata; Actinopteri; Cyprinodontiformes; Cyprinodontidae
Gene: tdrd1
Product: tudor domain containing 1
Exons: 25
Coding region: 1-3498 (1165 amino acids)
Source: RefSeq, a predicted model, not a curated record
AUGAGCGCUUCUUAUCCUACAUCCACGGUUAAACCCACCCGGCCGCUGAGGAGACCUUUGUCCAGCCCGGGUUUGUCUUUACUAUCCAGGCAAAGAUUCCCCGCUGCUGCAUCUGCACGCAUCGCUGAAGAUGGCUCCACCACUUCAACAGUAAGCAGAAAUGAAUCGCUGUUGACAGGAUUGGACCAUCCAGCUCCCUUGUGCUACAUCUGUGGAAAGCAAGGAAAUUUCCGCUGCAUGCGCUGCAAGAAAAAGAGUUAUUGCUCUGUUGAUUGUCAGACGGAAGACUGGAAAAACCACAGAUACACCUGCAAAGCUGUUGACCCAGAGCCUGAAAUAAAAAAGCCUGAGGAAAACGUUGCAUUGCAAAGCACUGGUCUCAAGGAAAGCCUUGCAGAAUUGCCAGCUGGUGAUACAUCUAGCAACAACAGGGUCUAUCUAAAACAUUUACAAGCUUCUAAAAUCAAUAAAAUGGACUUUCAGGCUACUGUUGUUGAAUUCACCAGCCCUUGCCGGUUUUUCAUCGUUCCCCAAAUCCCUGAGAUGUACGAAGCUCUACAUAUCAUAAGGACAGAACUUCAGAAAGCAUGCAGCAGUUUCUCAGGAACAGCUUACCUUCCCUGUGAGGGAGAAGUUUGCACAGUCCAGUUUUCCUAUGAUAAGAACUGGUACAGGGGUUUGGUGCAGACUCUAUCUGCUGACAACCAGACAGCUGAUAUCCUUUACAUUGACUUUGGUAACGAAGAGAAGGUUCCAGUUGAAAGAAUCAGACCCCUUCCUGCAAACCUUAAAAAUUUCAGCCCAUGUGCAAUGGAGUGCCGGAUUGCUGGUGUGGUGCCGAUGGUUAACGGGUGGUCAGACAAGUGCUGCCUUGCAGUUAAACAGCUUCUGGCUGGCAAGACUGUCACUGUGAAGCUGUUGAAAACAAUGGAGAAAGAAUGUGCCAAUGUUGUUGAUAUCCUGCUUUCAAAGGGAAAUCUUCUGAGUGCUUUUCUAGUUGAGAAUGGUUAUGCACAAGAAGAAACCGCUGAUGCUAAACCAACCGAGAAAGAUAUCGAUGCCAUUUUGAAUGCAUCUUUUGAAAACUUUAAGUGCCUCUCUGAUGGGAAAGAUGACAAUCAAUGGGCUCAACCACCACCACCUAUCCCAAAGUCAGUAGGAGAGCAGUUCCCUGUUAUUGUCACCCACUUCGUGUCCCCCAGUGACUUUAUUGUGCAGAAGGUGGAGAAUGCUCAACUUAUCCAGGAAUUGCAGUUGAAGCUGAGGGACAGUUGCGUUCAGGUUUCUAUGCAACAGAACUUUAGACCUGCUCCUGGAACAGCUUGUUGUGCCCAGUUCUCAGAGGACAAGCAGUGGUACCGGGUUAAAGUUCUGGCUUAUCCUUCUGCGGAGCGAGUGUGUGUCGGCUACCUCGAUUUUGGCAACUUUGAGGAGGUGAAUUUAGACCAGUUGCUUCCCAUUACCACCUCACUGCUGGAUAUUCCUAUGCAGGCUAUCCCGUGUGCUCUAGCAGGGGUUCAGCCUGUUGGGACGGGCUGGUCAAUGGAAUGCAUUUUGGCUCUGCAGUGCCGGUUGUCUAACAAAGUACUACACGUUGAGAUCCAGGGAGAGCAGGAGGGCAAGGCUCUGGUGUCCGUGAUCGACGAGGGCAGUGACCCUCAGGCUGAUUUGGCUGAGCUCCUGAUCCAUGCAGGUUACGCGUCACCUGUCUCUGUUUCUACCGCGGUUAACCUGCCGGCUGAGGAGACGAUUGCUGCUGCAGAGUCAAGUGUAUGCUCCUCAGUGUCUCCCAGUGUGUCUGGGGCUCUGGUGUGGACUACUGUUGAGCUUCCCUCUGAUGGCCAGAUGGUGGAGCUAUUACCCACUGUCGUGGAAAACCCUGGAAAGUUUUACUGCCACCUCUGUAGCCCAACAGAGCUGCAGAAGUUUGCGGAGCUGGAGUUUCAAUUAAAGGAGCACUGUGAGGCUGAAACUUCCCCUUUUUCCCCCAAAGUAGGAGAACCGUGCUGUGCGCUGACUCCUGGCAAAGGAGCUUGGGCACGAGCUAUGGUGGAAGAGGUAUCUGGUGACAGAGUGGUUGUAAACUUUCUGGAUUCCGGUUUUAAAAUACCCGUGAAUAAAGGCCACCUUCGAUCCAUUACACCUAAACUCCUCACAAUCCCCUUCCAGGCCGUUUGCUGCUGGCUUGAAGGUGUGGAGCCUAUUGGCUCAGAAUGGAGUGGUGGAGCGUUGGUGUGGUUCCAGAAUUUUGUGGGUGGACAACAGCUGUCUGCUCGGGUCCUGUCCGUCACUGACCGGGGGUAUGGAGUGGAGCUCAUAUGCAGAGGCCAGAACAUGGCAGCUGCUCUCAUCAUUGAACGGCUAGCCAAAGCUACAAGGCAGCCUGCCAAAGAAACACUACAACUGGAAUCCACAAUGCAGAAACAAGACAGCAGAUCUCAAGCCAGUCAGCAUGUUGAAACCAGUUCUAGAGAAUUUCCAAAUGAAAUUCAGACGUCUGUGGCUGCAGGUUUUCCAGUUGAUUGGAAGACAGUGGAGCUGCCUUUGAAAGAGAGCUUUCACCCUCAUGUAGCAGCAGUUAUUAGCCCUUCACUCUUUUACCUCCUCCGUUCAACAGAGGUUGACCAGAAAAAGAUCCAGAAGGUGAUGAUGGACCUGGAUACCUACUGCAAUACCUACCAGCCCACUUUAUCAUCAGAGAUGAAAAGCAGCCCUGCUGCAGGUGCUGCCUGUUGUGCCCAGUAUUCUGAGGAUAAAAUCUGGUAUCGUGCUGUGAUCUUGGAGGUAGACGAGAAUGAGAUUGGUGUCAUCUAUGCAGACUAUGGGAACAUUGAGAAGGUUCCACGCUCCCGUAUCUUGCCCAUCCCUGACCGCCUGUUGCAGCUCCCUUUUCCUGUAACUCGCUGCACCCUCACUGGUAAGGAAGGCUUUCCUGCAGAGUGGCCUAAGGAAGUGCAGCAGAUGUUUCAAACAGAGCUGCUGAACGGUGUCAUAGCCACAGUGGAGUCCUUUGAUGGUUCUGCUAAUGUGCUCUCUCUAACUCUGCCGGCUGAGAGAGGUGGACAGCACCUCUCCGCUAUGAUCCUGGAUGCACUGCAAGCCUGCAAAAAGUGCGACCCAGAAACUAGCCAGAAGCUUGAAAACGCUGGCAGCAGCUCUCAGUGUGUUCCUGAUGGGCCCCAGUCUAAGCCUGUUCCUGAACUCCAGUGUGAGCUAGAAAACAAUCCAGCUCCAGUUGAUACUACUGAGUCCAUCAAGCCUCCAGAGCUGACAGCACAACCUCAGCAGAAGGUUGCUUCUGUAUCACCUGCCUUUGAAGAUCCAGUGAAGGAGAUUGUUGGCCAGAUGGAGCAACCAAACCAAAAUUAUCUAAACGGUUCUGAUAAUCAAGCCUCUGGCUGCUGCUGCCAGAGCCUCCGAAAGCAGAUGGACAGUCUGGAGCAUAUGAUGCAGCUGCAGCUUUCACUCAUCAAGCAGCUGGUUGGACAGAAGAAAUAAGAUUAUACAGAACAGUUCAUGUUUGUUUAUAUUUUAUCUUUUAACUGGUCUUUAAAUUUGAGGGUGCACAAUAUGUUUUUUUACGUUUGAUCUACUUUGUUUUCAUUUUUUACAGUUCAGAUGCACCAAAUAGGUUUGUAAUAGUAAAAUUGAAAAGCAAAGGCAAGUUCAGCCCCAGUUAUGACAUCUGUUAACCUCGUCUGCAGCGGUGGGAAUGUCCAGCUUUAUUGU